CUCACCGUUCUUGUGAUCAUUUUGACCCCACAGGAUGGACACUUUAUCACCAUCCUCAACCUUUGUUAUUACAGAGGGGAAGAUCCACACGAUGUGGAGUACAUCUGGAGAGCUAUUUCAGACCUGGCGAAGGUCAUGGAAUACAACAGCACUCUCAAUAGAUUUACUGGUUACACACCCAUUGGGAUACAUAAGGCUGAGCAAUGUAACGCCGAUCUCGUGGUCCUGGCAUCGUUUCAAACGCCACUUCAUUUCUUCUGCAAACAUUAUGGUAAUAGUAUUUUAUUAUAUUAUUUUCCCCUCUCAGUUGAGCCCUCCGUUCAUUUGAGGUCCAUGACGCCCCACGGUGACAGACACCCCUCCAUGUUGACGUACAGCGCCUACGAGUUCUACCCCAAACAGAUCAGGGUGACCUGGUUGAGGAAUGGACAGGAAGUGACCUCAAACAUGACUUCCUCUGAGGAGCUAGUCAAUGGCGACUGGCACUAUCAGAUCCACUCCUACCUGGAGUACACUCCCACGCCUGGAGAGAAGAUCUCCUGCAUGGUGGAGCCCACCAGCUUCACUGAACCAAAGAUCCUCCACUGGGACAUGUCUCUGCCAGAGUCUGAGAGGAGUAAGAUAGCCAUCGGGGCAUCUGGGCUGGUGCUGGGGGUGGUCUUUGCAGCAGCUGGUCUCUUCUACUACAACAGGAGGAAGACCACUGGUGGCGAUGGUGAGUAUAAGAUGUUUGAUGAUGGCGUCUAUAUCUUAUAG
Molecule: messenger RNA, 756 nt
Organism: Oncorhynchus masou masou (cherry salmon)
Lineage: Eukaryota; Metazoa; Chordata; Actinopteri; Salmoniformes; Salmonidae
Product: rano class II histocompatibility antigen, A beta chain-like
Exons: 5
Biological process (GO): immune response; antigen processing and presentation
Cellular component (GO): MHC class II protein complex; membrane
Source: RefSeq, a predicted model, not a curated record